Molecule: messenger RNA, 1306 nt
Organism: Prunus avium (sweet cherry)
Lineage: Eukaryota; Viridiplantae; Streptophyta; Magnoliopsida; Rosales; Rosaceae
Gene: LPXC1
Product: UDP-3-O-acyl N-acetylglycosamine deacetylase family protein
Biological process (GO): lipid A biosynthetic process
Molecular function (GO): UDP-3-O-acyl-N-acetylglucosamine deacetylase activity
Source: RefSeq, a predicted model, not a curated record
CUUAGGCAAACUGUAGAAAGCCCUAGCUUCUCAUAGUCCCGCCAAAAUGUGGUCUCCCCGUUCUUAUUUGUCUUCAACACUUUCCUAGAUUGAGAUGCAAGACGGCGACGUAUUAUUACUCACCGGCAUCGUGUAAGCUAUGACAGUUUCCAGUGCCUUCAACGCAUUCAAGUCAUCUAAAUCCAUCUUCUGGAAAUCCACUGGUAGGCUUCAGCAAACCAUAGCGGGAUGCAUAGAGCGGAAGGGGAAGGGCUUGCACAGUGGAAAGGUCUCCACGGUGAAAUUGUGGCCAGAGCUUGCCAGCAAAGGAAGGUACUUUGAUUUUCAGCCCAAUGUGAUUCGAGCUUCGAUUGAGUUUGCUGAGGAAUCGCCUCUAUGCACCACUCUCUGUAAAGAUGGGGUCAAAAUUCGAACGGUUGAGCACUUGCUUUCGGCUUUGGAAGCUAUGGAGGUUGAUAAUUGCCGGAUUGAGAUAAAGAACUCAGACCCCGAAGAUUGCGAUCUCGAGGUUCCUAUUUUUGAUGGGUCAGCAAGUGAGUGGGUAGAGGCUAUAGAACAAGUUGGCUUAAAAGAGGCAACAGAUCAUUGUGGCAACUGUUGUGAGAAGAUGGCAGCAUAUGUGAAUGAACCAGUGCAUGUGUGGAGGAAUGAUUCUUUUGUUGCUGCAUUUCCAUCACCAGAAAUUCGUAUCACUUACGGGAUCGACUUUCAACAGGUGCACGCUAUUGGCUGCCAGUGGUUUUCUGUGACCUCCUUGGAUAACUCUUUCUAUUCUAAGCACAUUGCUUUGUCAAGAACCUUUUGCAUUUAUGAGGAGGUGGAGCGAAUGCGGAAUGCAGGACUCAUAAAAGGGGGUGGAUUAGAAAAUGCACUUGUUUGUAGUGCUAGUAAAGGUUGGUUGAACCCACCACUGCGUUUUCCAGAUGAACCUUGUCGCCAUAAGGUCUUAGAUCUUAUCGGCGACACUUCCCUGUUUGCAAGGUUUGGCAGUCAAGGGUUUCCAGUGGCACAUAUAGUGGCAUACAAGGGUAGCCAUGCACUGCAUUCUGAUUUUGUUCGCCGGCUAUCAGGAAUUAUAUAAAAGGAUAAUGUCUUGGUCCUCUAUAAGUCAUUGUGAUGUAGCAAUAAUCCAGAAAUUCAGAUGCAGAAAUAUAGAAGUAGAUUACAGAAGUGGACCGGCAUAUGGUUUCAAGUUUCAACCUAAAAGUGCGCAUAUUACAGAAGUAGAUUUACCCCAGUAACUGCUUGUAAUUGAAAAUUGGCUUGGUGAAAAUGAUAUAAGGUUGUAUGCCUUCAAAUUGUAUAA